Messenger RNA from Beta vulgaris subsp. vulgaris (sugar beet), 2101 nucleotides. RefSeq lists its product as hypothetical. Bases 1630 to 1935 code for a protein of 101 amino acids. The record is from RefSeq and is a predicted model, not a curated record. The transcript has 2 exons. NCBI's taxonomy places the organism in Eukaryota, Viridiplantae, Streptophyta, Magnoliopsida, Caryophyllales, Amaranthaceae.
CGAGCUGAUUUUGUAGCCCAUAAUGUAAAUUAUGGGCGACAAAAAUCAUUGUUGUUGCCCAAAUUCAUAUUUGGGCGACGAGAUAAGUUUUGGGUUGCCCGUUAUCUUGAUUAGGCGACGAAACUAUAUAUUUCAUUGCCCUUGUAUAAUAAGUGGCCCAAUUCAAAUUAUGUCUCGUUGCACAAACCAAAUAAAAAAAUAGAUGAAAAGAAACCCACUCUAAUAUUUUCCCCCGAAAUCACGUAUUUCACUCCUUCGAGACUCCAACUGCUCACUUGUCAAAAAAAAAAAUAAUUCAACUGCUCAUCUCCUCCUCAACUGACACCCUCUCCGGUCCGCCGUAACACUCGCACGUCUCCUGCGAAUCUGCUGAUGUCCGACGACUUCUCCGGCACUUCCUGUCGCCGGCAAAUCUGCUGUUGUCCGUCGACUUCAUUCUCGUUCCGAUUUCACUGUUGUCCGACGAAUAUCCCUUUCCCUCUCGUUUCUUUGCGGCGAAGCAGAACCACCGGUGCUCCCUCUCCUCUCGUUUACUGGUUUCCAGUGUUGUCUGUGGUCGACGAAGAUGUUGAACAAGGAAAACCCAAAGUUGAAGAUAACAAUUAUACAUCCAGAUCUUGGUAUAGGUAAUUUUCUACUCCAUUUUUUUUCUGGUAAAAUUUUAAUUUUGUGGAUGAUUAUAUGAUUUUGUGGAUGAUUUGGUUGAAUUAUUGUAGAUCAAAGUGUCAAAUAUGUUGUUAGCAAUAUCUUCACUGAGAAAAAUGCCGAAUUCUUGCCUAUUUUGAUUGUUUACGCAAUAAUGAUGGAUUUAGAUGUGAGUUUUGGCCGAUUAAUGGUGGAAGUAAUUGAAUUUCAGCGAACCGUGUGUUUCGAUUUAGUUCUUUUGUGAUAAUCAUUCACGUAGUUUAUUAACACUAUGUGAGUUUGUUACUCAUUUCAGAAGUAUGAAACAACAUAUAAUUCAAAAGACAAAAUGAUUUUACUCCUUCCGUAUAAUAAGCAACAGCAUGACAACAUGAGAAAAUGCAGGAUAUUAUGUGCUUAAACAGCAAACUGUAAGGAGAACAUUAAUCUGGGAAUUUGGGUUGUUGCAUUAUCUGUUCCAACCAACAUUACAGCAUUAUAGGGGUUUCAUUAUUGCGUUGUUGAUACCUUUAGAUAUCUUUGAAAUGUGAUUCAUAACAUAAAUGCCAUUGGGGAAGGAAAGAUAUUUGGCGUUGAACCUAAAUGUGAAAAAAUGAUAAUGAGACUCAUCUUUUCUGAGUAAAUUUCUCUUAGCUCUUGAGCUUUUAGGACCUCAUUAACAGCUACUCUGAGUAUGAUGACAUGGAUGGAGAUAUAUUGGAAGAAGAACCUGAUGGAGAAAAGGAUGAAACUUUAAUGGGUGCGAACAUUUUGUCUACCGAAGAUAAAGGAUGGUUAUCUCCUCCAGAUUGCAUAUACAGUAGCAGCUCUGAUGGGGGCAGUGUUUCUGGUGAAGUCAGUCCCUCAAAUGGCUUUGGUCUUGAAGAAGCUUUAGAGCAUCUUUCAAUUAACUCCAACAACGAAGAGGAUGGAGAUCAGAAGGAACGACUUUUUUCCACUGUUACUAAGCACCAAGACAUCUUGCAUACUGGGAUGUAAAAUGAGAUGAUAGUCAAGGAUGAUAGUACUGGUCUUUCUACAGAUGUACACCCUAAUGACCUUAGAGAUGGUGUCUGUUUGGAAAUUAAAUUAUCAGCAGAUUCAGUUCCCAGCAUGCUUAAAGAAGAGAACUUAGAGAUGAAUCUUGAAGGCAAAGAUGAAGCAACCUCGUCAAAUAGAGUUGGACCUGGAGAGGACAGUCAGAACGAUCAACUUAAAAAGGAUGGUGUUCGAGCAAUGAAGGGAACAAUGGGUCGUGGCUAUCUUCCCAAAUUAGCGAAGGAAAGCUAUAUGAAGUAUGACAAAGCUUGAAUUAUGUGAAUUUCUUUGUAAAUAAUGGGUAGUGUUAAUUAAUUUUUUUAGAUCUACUUUGAAUUUUGUAAGAUAUUCAAGUUACGUCGGAUGUUGAAUUUGAAGAUUAUUUUGACUCCACCGGGUGUCUACAAUUUGCUAUUCCAUGAAUACUUCUUUUAUUAUA